AUGCGAGCAUCGCUCUUUCAGAGCCUCAGCAGGGCGUCAGCGUCGCCGCCGUCGGCCUACGCGCAUGCGUCACUUCCUUUCGCUCGGAGAGAGGAAGCCGAAGCAGCCGAAGCGCGGCUAAGGCCGCACGACGCAACGCAAAAUCGCGCGCGGCGAGCGCCGCCUGGCGCGAAGCCUCUUCCCACAGAAGACGAUGAGCAUUUUCACUCCCCAAGAGACUUCCCGACAUCUCCUCGGCUGCCGCUGCUGCUCACCGCUUCCUCAGUGGCGGAUAAUACCCCUUUGUCUGUCGCUGCCGCGCGACCCCUGCCUGCUUCGUGUUCGCUUCUGCGGCACUUUUUGCCGACGCAGGCGAGGAGGGGGGGGCGUCCGCCGUCGUCCGUCGACGGCGAAGGCGGAGGCCUCUGCGGCGCGAGAGACGCAGCGGCAAGCGAGAAAGAAUAUGCGCGACAAGCAGGCGGCGGGCUCGACUCCGCCGCGGACAGCGUCGCGACCGGCGUCUCGAGAUUUGGGCGAAAUGAAACGCUAAACCCGAGCCAAGGGCGACAGCAUGGAGGGAGCGAGAGCGACGCAAGACGAAGCAGAUAUGGGGAGAACGGCGCGCAGGUCAAGACGCUUCAGACGCGUACUCAGUUCCGCAGUGCCUCGAGGCGUCUGCCUUCUUCCAAGAGGGCGCCGCCUCUUCUGUCUGAACUCGACAGAGAAGGCAGACGCGAAAAAGUGGCGACAGGGACAGCGCCAGACGUGUGCCGAGACGACGCGCACCCAGCGCGCGCAGAAAGCGUCUCAUACCCGUCUCAGGCUAGCGAAGCAGGACGUGCCAAGACCCGAAUGAAGGCCGAAGAGCUGCCUCCCUUGUCGGGGCGAAGAGAGCGAGAAGCUGCGCCCGCAGACGGCCGCGAAGCACGCAGCGAGCCAGAUGAACGCAGGCGUCCUGAGGCGCGCAGCCAGUCACCGGCAGCGCCGAAGACCGACGCGAGGCGAGUCGCGGCUUCGUUUCUGCCUCGCGUGGCGCUUCUCGGCGCCGCAAAGAGUCUCCAGAUGAGAGAAAGGAGAGAGAUAGAACGCGCAGAGAAAGGAGACGCGCCUGUGUUGCUGGAAAACUUUGAAAGCCUCGCGACGCACGCGAGUCUGGCGCGCCGCCGGCUGGCUGGUUCCCCAAUCCCAGACACCCAGCGCGCUCUCAACAGGCGAGGCCUCGUCUCGUCUGCCGCCUCUCCCGCGCCCCCGUCCGCCUGCCUCGCUUCUUCUUCCUCGAGGCGGGCGCUGCCCGCUUUGGCUGGUCUUGCUGCGCGGAGGAGAGCGGCGGUGCGGCCGCGGUGCUUUUCGUCCUCACUACGCGAUGUUCCCUCGCGAGCGGCGGCUUCAGUUUGCGCUUCCUCGCUUCCUUCUGCCGCUGCGUCGUCUUCGGCUUCCACGCGCUCGUCCUCGCAUGUGCGUGGCUCCGCGCGUCGUUUUGUCUCGUCGUCGUCGUGCCGCGGCGCCGUGUCAAUCGGCGCUGCUUCCCCGCAUCCAGCGGCUGGUGAGCCGCGCCUCCGCCUCGAUCGAGAGGCUGCUUCGAAGAGGGACAGCAGGCGCCUGCGACCCGUGGUGCCGCUCAGCGCCCGCGCUGCGGUCACGCAACGCACGGCUGGGGGGGGGGAGGCCGCCGUGCUUGCCAGCGCCCCUAAAGACCGGCAGGCGGCGGCCGCAGGCGCACGCAGCCAGGCGCUCCAGAGAGCCGAGGAAAAGGCGUCGCCAGAGGCGGAAAAAGAAGGCGAUUUUUCGUUCUUCUCCUACUUCACUCGCGGGCGCGAGUGCCCGCCCGCCGAUGGCCUGCCGUCGCGGGAGGCACCGCGAGACACUCACGCAGACGAGGCCGGCAGCGAACAGGAAGACAGGUGGAGAGACUCGACAGUCUCAACCGCCGACGAGGCGAAGCCGUUUGACUCGCGGCGCGACCCGAGGCGCCGAGAGCCUGUUGUGACUUCUGCAUCUUCCCCUGUCGCUCUUGUCCCCCCCAGGAGCGCUGAGGGCGACGCGCGAGACGCGAAGCGAGACGCAGGCCAGAGGGGGGAAGGAAAGCGCCGCGCACGCGACUCACGCCAGACGAACGGAGACGGCGCGCACGGGUUCCCGCCUCUCUCGCGGGAGGGAGAUAGCGGCGGAGGCGCGGCAGACCGGCAACCGCGCGAACGCCCCCCUCGCGCCGGGCGCGGAACUGCGCGCGAAACGGCUGAGGCCGCGGCGCGCAUCGGGGAGCAACCUGCAGGCAGGGGAGUCGCGGCCACCGAGGCUGAAGGAGAUGAGAACGACGCGAAGAAGCGAGAGCUGGAAAAGCCGCCGCAAAGCACCCCUCGCUUCGGCGAGCAGCAGUCCGCGAUGCUGGAGCGACAGGCGACGCUCGGGCGGGAAGAAGAGACAGAAGAAGAGAAGGCGAGGCAAGGCGCAGAACACUGCGGUGGGGGGUGGCGUCCUCCGUCAGCAGUCCCCGGCCUCUACCCGUCGCAGCCCUCACAUGCUGCGCAGGAGACAGGCAAACGGGGAUCCUCAGAGACGCCGCCCAGCGCUGCAGCUCGUCCGCGCUACUCCGCACGCAUUCCGCGCUCCAUUCGGUCUCUGGUGGCUGAGAGGGAGCUUGGCGCACGGAGCCUCAAGAAGCUGACGAGCGCUACGUUCUCCGCUGCUUCCAGCAGUUCGGCUGGACCCGCCCACGCGGCAGCGGACGACUCGGCCGAGGGCACCCGAGCGGCGCCCCUUGAGCAUUUUGGAGGCGACACGCGCGCUGAAGACCCCCGAUGGCCAGGCGGACUGGGGGAGUCGCGUGCCGAGGCUCGCGCGCAGAAGAAGAGACGCAGAUCGCCUUGUCGGCGAGGGCGCGACACGGACGGCGCGCGCGGCGGCAGCUCGCUUGCGUUUGCGGCGCCCGUCGCUUCGGCGUCGUCCGCAGCGACCCCUGCCCCCCCGCCGCAAGGCGACUCCGAGAACGGCAGGCCGCGAAUCGCGGUUGAGAGCAAACAGAAACAGGAGGAGACCAAAGGAAGGCGCGGCGAAACGCGAGAGGAGGUAGGCAACCGCAAGGAGGCGAAGACGCGGGCGCCGACGAACUCUCGGGUCUCUCUCUCGCACGCGGGGACGAGACCGGAGGCGGAGGUCUCCCAUAGCCACAAGGUGACCUCGAGCACCGCCCAUGCCCGCGCGCCUCCGCUGCCGCCUCAGACUUGCGCGCGUCCUUCGCCUCGCCAAGCAGGAGGGGUGCAGACCGCGGGAAGAGACAGUCACUCAAGUCUUCGUGUGGCUGGCGAGGAGACGCGAUCCGGAGACACCCGACGCCGCGAAAGCUCGUUGACGUCGGCGCCGCUGCAUGCGCGUCGGCGCUCAAGUUGCGGGUCCUCGGCGUCCUCGGGCUCUGCCGCGGCUGCCGCGCGAGGCUCGCGGCCUUGCGCGCCCGGGGGAUUGCCGCCGCUGCCGUCGCGAGGCCGUCGCGCCUCGCAGCAGCGCGCACCUCCGGCGGCGGAUCGCCGAGCCUCGGCCUCAGUCGCCUCUUCUUCGCCGCAGCCGUUCGCGGCCUCUUCGCAGGACCGAAGCGCCUCCUUGAGCGGAGCUCUGGCCUCCGCAGCGGGCUCGCUACCGCACAACGUUUCGUACUUUGAGUGGCUGGCGCACAGCCGCUUUGAGGCGAGCUCCUCCCGCGGCGCAGCGGCUGCCAAGGCCCGCGAGGACACCACUGAAGGAUCAGAACCCGGAGGUCUUUCGACUGGGAGCGACGCCGAGCGUGGCGUGCGCCCGGGAGCGUCGGUCCUGCGCGGAGGCGACGCGGGCAGGCGCGGCGAUGGCGCGCAUGCAUCCGCGGACAGCAGAGAAGGCGCGCGAGAAGGCACUGAAGACGGCGAAGACGCACUAGGGGAGAAGGAGAUUGAAGAUGACGGCGUCUGCGAGAGCGCCGAUCGCGCUGGGGGGCGGACAGAGCCGCGCAUUGAGGAUUUCUGCGCGGACAGCGAAGUGCCUAUCGGCUGCGGCAGGACUGGGACAGUCCACCGCGCCCGCUGCAUCGGUGGACCGCUGCUGCAGCGCCUGCUCGCCUUCCGCUACGGCGGCGCAGUAGACGAGUCUGCGAUUUCUUCUCCCUCUCCCGACGCGCUCGGUGAACAAACGGAGUGCAUCUGCGAGGGCGACGAUGCUGCGGGCGAUCGCGCGAACCGCGGAUGCGGCGCGGGCACCAGAGAGGCACCCACAGAGGGCGCGUCAAGUCGCGAUGCUGUCGCGGCGAUCAAAGUCCUCUCCAAGGCGACGAUAAGUCAGAUGCGAAUUCGAGACCAGAUCAAGAAAGAGAGAGACAUCCACCUGAGGCUCGAACAUCCGAACAUCGUUCGGUUUUUUAGCAGCUUCGAGGAUCGCCAGAAACUCUACUUUGUGUUGGAGCUCGCCAACGGAGGAACGCUUCGCGACCGGCUGAACCGCUGUCGCCGCAUGUCAGAGCCAGAGGCCGCUCACCUGAUUUUCCAGCUCGUGGACGCGCUCUGCUACUUGCACGCCCGAGGCAUUGUACACCGAGACCUGAAGCCGGAAAACCUUUUGCUGCACUUCGAGGUCGAGGAGCGGAAGGCAGGCGACCUCGAGCGCCGCCCCCUCCGCGCGUCUGUGGAAGGCGGCGGCGCUGGCGAGUCGCUCCUGCGUGACCCCCUGCGGAGCUCGCCGGUGCGCCGCUCGCGGUCUCUCUAUCGCUUUGGCCAGCUGAAAAUCGCCGACUUCGGCUUCGCCUGCUACUGCACGUCGCCGCCGCCAAGUCGCGAGCAAAGUUUCAUCGAUCGCCGCCCCUCCGCGGCUCUCUCCCCGACCGCGUCUUCCUUCCUCGCCGGACUCUCUACAACGCACAAGCGCACGACGUUCUGUGGAACCGCCACAUAUUUGGCGCCCGAAAUCGUGAGGAAGGAGCCCUACGACAGAAAAGUCGACCUCUGGUGUCUCGGCGUCUGUCUGUACGAGCUGCUCAUGGGGCGACCGCCCUUCGUCGGAGACUCGAAAGAAGCGCUCUUCAGUCAGAUUUGCGACGUGACAGAUCUGCCCUUCGCCCGUGACAUAUCCGCCGAGGGCCGAGCGCUCAUUUGUCGUCUCUGCAGCAAACAACCCGAGGCGCGUCCCGGUGCGGAGGAAGUCCUGGACGACCCGUGGUUCCUUCGUUACCUUGGCGAAGAGGCGCAUACGAAGCCGGAGCGACGAGAGGCCUUCUGA
This is a messenger RNA of Besnoitia besnoiti, 5211 nucleotides long. RefSeq lists its product as uncharacterized. Gene Ontology annotation, biological process: protein phosphorylation; regulation of cytokinesis; mitotic spindle organization. Bases 1 to 5211 code for a protein of 1736 amino acids. Gene Ontology annotation, cellular component: chromosome passenger complex; spindle pole centrosome; spindle microtubule. The record is from RefSeq and is a predicted model, not a curated record. Gene Ontology annotation, molecular function: ATP binding; protein kinase activity. The transcript is spliced from 11 exons. NCBI's taxonomy places the organism in Eukaryota, Apicomplexa, Conoidasida, Eucoccidiorida, Sarcocystidae.